GGGGGCCGCGCCGUGUCCCAGCCCCCUGAGGGUAACAUCCCGAACCUUGGGGGUUGGUACCGGUAGGCUUCGGUUUCUACUUGCAGCUUGGUGUGUAACGUGAAACCAGCGCUGGCGGAGGAGGUUCCACCUGGUUGCUUGUGACAGCUCCUCUUGGGUACACUGAGACAGGAACAUCUUGUAUUGGCUGCUGUACCUCUACCUGACACGAUGAGAAGUUGCAUAAGAUCCUUCUGGAUCCCUGUCUGAUUGAUCCCUGCUUAUAAACUCUUCUUGUAACCUUCACCAGCAGCCAAAAUGAAGUUGAAGCAUAACAUCAACCCUGUUCUUCUACAGUUUAUAAACUUUAUAAUCUUGGUGUACUCCUUUGUAAUGUACAUCCCAUGGUACAUAUUUUCAGGAUCAAGACAGGCUAUAGAAAAAGCCAAGCAGGUUAAAGCUAGACCUGUGAAUACCAAGCCUGGGAGUGCAUACAGAUCUGUUAACAGUAUGCACUGCUUAGCUUCAGUUUUAUAUCCUGGGUGUGAUACACUUGACAAAGUUUUUAAAUAUGCUAAAACUAAAUUUAAAGACAGAAAACUCCUGGGAACACGAGAAAUCCUAAAAGAGGAAGAUGAAAUCCAGCCAUCAGGAAAAGUUUUUAAAAAGGUCAUCCUUGGCAAGUAUACCUGGCUUUCAUAUGAAGAUGUAUACAUUAAAGCUGUUAAUUUUGGAAAUGGCUUGGCAGUAUUGGGUCAACAACCAAAGACUAAUAUUGCUAUCUUUUGUGAGACCAGAGCUGAGUGGAUGAUUGCAGCACAGGCUUGCUUUAUGUGCAACUACCAGCUUGUUACUCUGUAUGCUACUCUGGGAGGCCCAGCAAUAGUACAUGGACUGAAUGAAACAGAGGUGACCACCAUCAUUACUAGUAAAGAAUUGAUGCAGACAAAACUGAAGGAAAUUGUCUCCCAAGUUCCACUGCUCAGACACAUUAUUACAGUGGAUGGCAAACCAACAACGUGGUCAGAGUUCCCCAAGGGUGUCAUUGUUCACACUAUGGCUUCUGUGCAAGCAAUGGGGGCCAAGGCAGAUGCUGGAAAUAAACAGCAGGCCAGACCUGUGCCCUCAGAUAUUGCAGUGAUCAUGUAUACAAGUGGAUCCACAGGAGUUCCCAAAGGAGUUAUGAUCUCCCAUUGCAAUAUAAUUGCUGGGAUAACUGGAAUGGCUGAGAGGAUUCCAAAUCUGGGGGAAAAAGACAUCUAUAUUGGCUAUUUGCCUCUUGCCCAUGUUCUGGAGCUGAGUGCAGAACUUGUGUGUCUGUCCCAUGGAUGCCGCAUUGGAUACUCUUCACCUCAGACGUUAGCUGACCAGUCCUCCAAAAUAAAGAAAGGAAGCAAAGGUGAUGUUACUACGCUUAAGCCAACCCUAAUGGCAGCUGUCCCAGAAAUUAUGGAUCGGAUCUACAAAAAUGUCAUGAACAAAGUGAAUGAAAUGACUCCUUUCCAGCGGAAUCUAUUUAUAUUGGCCUACAACUACAAAAUGGAACAGAUUUCCAAAGGUUACACUACCCCACUCUGUGACAGCCUCAUUUUCCGGAAAGUCCGGAUGCUGCUAGGUGGGAAAAUCCGGAUCCUGCUGUGUGGAGGAGCCCCCCUCUCAGCAGCCACUCAGCGUUUUAUGAACAUUUGUUUCUGUUGCCCUGUAGGACAGGGCUAUGGGCUCACUGAAUCAGCUGGAGCUGGGACAAUCACAGAAGUUUGGGACUACACUACAGGGAGAGUGGGAGCUCCUUUGGUCUGUUGUGAAAUCAAGUUACUGAACUGGGAAGAAGGUGGGUAUUACAACACUGAUAAACCAUAUCCCAGAGGUGAGAUUCUUAUUGGAGGGCAAAAUGUGACUGUGGGCUACUACAAAAAUGAAUUGAGAACCAAAAAAGACUUCACCAUUGAUGAGAAUGGGCAAAGGUGGCUGCACACUGGAGACAUUGGAGAGUUUCAGCCAGAUGGAUGUCUCAAAAUCAUUGAUCGUAAAAAAGAUCUUGUCAAGCUCCAGGCAGGGGAAUAUGUUUCUCUUGGCAAAGUAGAAGCAGCUCUAAAGAAUCUUCCACUAGUAGACAAUAUUUGUGCAUAUGCAAGCAGCUUCCAUUCUUACGUCAUUGGAUUUGUUGUGCCAAAUCAAAAGGAGCUUGCAGAACUAGCUCGAAAGAAAGGAUUUAAAGGAACUUGGGAAGAGAUCUGUAACAGCCCUGAGAUGGAAAAAGAGGUACUGAAAGUUCUAGCUGAGGCUGCCAUGGCAGCUAAUCUGGAGAAGUUUGAAAUACCAGUAAAAAUUCGAUUGAGCCCUGAUCCUUGGACCCCUGAGACUGGUCUAGUGACAGAUGCAUUCAAACUAAAACGCAAAGAGCUCACGGCGUUCUAUCAAACGGACAUUGACCGAAUGUAUGGAAUAAAUGUAAAAUAAGGGUUUUUUUUCUGCACCACUUUGCUACAGUGAGCUUGGAUCAAAUAGGAAAUACUUGAAUUGCCUGUCUCAACACUUGAGAUCAACACACAAAACCACCAUUCCUCAUUUGCAGCUUAAACUGUUGUUUCUGAUUAACUUCACCGUGAUGACUGGCAAGUUCAGUAAAAUGUUACGGCAGCAAACUUGUGUCUGUCUUCUUGUUUUCAGUUUUCUCUGCUACCUUGUCAGUCUGUGGAUUUUCCCAAGUCAUCUUUGGGAAACCCUGAUUCUGAAGCCUCAAGUUUUUAAGCAUUUAUAAAUCCUGUAUAAUGUUUUAUUUGUAUCUUGAAAAUUUGGAUGUAUAUAGAGAGAACUUGGCUAUAUAAGAAAUGGUUAUUCUGGGGGCCUUUUUUACCUAAUUAUUUAAAGAUAAGAAGGUAUUGAUGUUGUGACAUUAUGUAUUGACAUUAUGUACGUUGAAAAUGCUUCUAACAAGAUCACUGUUGAACAGAGAACCAGGUUAUUUGCUGCUGUGCUAUUUUUCUGUGUAACUCUGAGGGAGAAAACGUUUGACAUUCCAGCUCGUGUAGUACACCUUCAAUAUGUGCCUAAUGGUUACUUUUGUUUUUACCUGAGAAAGGAAAGAUGGUCAUGGCACAGCUUGGUGUAAAGGCAGAUACUCUUGCAGGUGUUAGUUAAAGCUUGUUUAAUACAAAAAAAAUGCUAUUAUCUCAGCAGAAAUUAAACCUAAAAAUAAUCUCUCAAAUACAUAAGCUCCUGUUUUUAAGAAAACUCAUGACUGUUUCAUCCAGUGGCUGAAUUGCAUAGAGCUAAAAGAACUCUGGACAUUCAUUUCACUGAGCUCUAAGCUUGACAGUGUCCUUCUAGUGGAAGGACUGUCAAAAUGUCUGUGUUUUCUCAUUAGGCUUAGACAUUAAACUGGGUUUGCUCUUCCACUGUUUCUGCAAGUCUGGCAAGACCCCUGUUCUGCCCUAGCUGCAACCCAAAUCUUCCUGGGGGGAUUUUUAAAGUCAUAAUGACAGUUAUGUUCUCAGCUCACACAGUGCCUAGCUGCCCUUUGUGCCAUUAAAAAUCUCCCUUUAAUUCUCUGUUCUUCUGUUUAGCAUUUUUUUGCUUUAAAAAGAGAUAUUAGAAGCAUUUGUCAGCCAGAGUUAUUGAUGUUGCUUGGUUUGUUAGACCCUUUGGGAAGGAGUCCAGAUUUCUGCUUCGUUGUAGAUACAUGAAUAUUGUUUGACUAACUUUGGGUGGGACCUUUUCUUCUUCAGAGAGUAUCUUUAAAUUUGUUUCAGAUGUGAAUUUUAUUUUCAAAGUAUUUGGGAAAAGUAUAUUUGAAUCAGGGUUACAUGAGAAUGUGAAAAGGCAUUUAUCAGUCAACUUUGUGAUGGAGCAAAUAUUAAAAUUUCUUGAAUUUGGAGAUGAUUUCUCUCGUGUAUCAUUUACUUGUGGUACUAAAAAUCAGGGUGUUGAGGCUCACUUAGUGCCCUGGUGUGGUACCAGACAGCAGUGCUGCAUGGCAGCAGCUUGGUUUGGGGGGAGGGAGUUGCUGUAGUGAGCAUUUGUGGGAGUUUUGGCUGAAAUAUUACUUAAAUUCACAGUGUCCAUUGGUUAUAGAAUCACAAAGGUAAAAAAAUACCCAGUAGGUUCCCUGCACUUUAGUUCUGCUGAAAUGAGGAGAUGGUUUGUGCUGUUAAUUUGUUAAAUCACCAUCUCCCACUAUUGAUGGAUUUCCCCUGCUCUUAAGAAAAACUGCUGCUGGUUAAUGAGUUGGUGUAAGCAUUUGCUUUGGUUUGGAAAUAAAAACAACCAAGAGGAAUCAGGACAGCAAUUAUGAGAUCAAUGCCCUCAGAUCUAGAUAUUAAAUUAAAAGCUUCUGGCAAACAGAGAUAAAACUAAUGCUGGAAAAUCACUGAAGGAUCUGAAUGUGGAAACUGCCAAGUCUGCAGGGAAGUGUCACACCAGACAAUACUAAUAUUGCUUAAAUAUCUGUCUGUGCUCCAUCAACAGGUUCUUAACUAGUUUGAGCUCAGCAUUUGAUGUAUAUUGCUCAGAUGUUUCUUUGUGAUUCUUUUUAGUGAAAAUUAAGAAAUUACUGGAGUACUCUGCUACAUCACUUGGUGCAUUGUGCAACAGAUGGAAGAAAAUCUGCUAUUGGGUAAUUCAGCAGAAAUCUGAAGGUAGUACUGUGCUAAUCAGGGUUUAAAGCCUCUUUUGGCUAAAUUGCAUAAAUGAAACUUAUAAAAUGGCUUGGAAAUAGCAGUUUUAAUUUUCUAAUCCAGUUACAAGUUUGCGUUGCAGUCUUCCUGUGCAUUUGACUUUACAUUUCUUUUUUUUUUUUUAUAUUUGAAAUUGAUGUCUACGUAUGGGUCUUCCCUCUUUAGAUAUCAGGUUCAUUGUGGACCUUUAUUUCUUCUAAAGAACGUGAAAAUAAAGCAGCUAAUUAAUUUUUAGCCUCAGCACUGAAGAUAAAAUGACUCCUAAAAUACUUUCAUGGGCUUAAAGUAAUUUUGUGAUGGGUAUGUUUUUAAAUUUGGUUUUCUGACAAAAAAGAUGGGCUUCAAUACUACUAGAUCCUGAGUUAUUCCCAUGUCCCAUUGAGGCCACCAGCCCUGUGGGUGCCCGUGCUUCUCAGAAUUAAUUGCUGAGGGCUCUGGUGAAUCAGAGCUGCUGUUCAGAUGUAGCCUCAGCCCUGCACAGUGCUCUGCCUGCCAGAUCCUGUGCAGAGAAUUCCAGGGGAGUUUGAAGCCCUGCACAGAUUGUACUGACAUCACCCAGGAAUUAACCUGGUGUCUGUUUUGUUUUGUUUUGUUUUGUUUUUUAACCCCCCUGUGUCUUCCCAUGCCCAGUGUAAGCAGAAGAUCAAAAGUAAGUUUUAUAUGUGGCAUAAAGGCUGCUGACAGCUGUGGAGUUAACUUAAGGAAAUUGCCCAGAGGGUCUCCAUGACGUAGGGAAUUUUGUAAUGGAAAAGUUGUGACUUUUAAACAGUCUUUCUGAGUUCAAACUAAGAACAAGGGGCAGGUACCUCACCUGAGGGGCCCCAGAAAAAGAGAUAUUUUUUUUUAACAAAGCUUUUGUAAAAAUUAAACUUCCCAGGAAUCUGAUUUGUUGAGAGUUGUUGCUACUUAUUCUCUGUGAAAACUUAAAUAUUUCACACUAAAAAAACCAACUCAAGAAAUGCUGUGAAUCUCCUUUAAAUCCCUGCAGUUAUUUAGAAAUAUUUCAGACUUCAGGCUGAACUAAACCUCGAUGUCCUAAGCAUCCUUUGCAGAGAGAGAGCAGUGUUUCUGCAGGAGGUUAGGGAGUUAAAGAAUUCUAUGUCAGACAAGACCUUGCAAGUUUACUGAUGGUGCUGCCAGUGCAGUUUAAACAAGCAGGACCAUACCUCAGUGGGAAGCUCUGUCUUAGCAGUUUAAUAUUUCAGUGAAAUGAAAGUGAAAGCCAACGUGCAACUGAGAUUAAUGUGUAUCUACAGCCUCCUGCUUUUUAGUAGGAUGCAGGGAUGGGUAUGAACUGAAACCAUACAUUAAAAACAUCCUGUAAAGCUUGUAAGUUUAUGCAGUGACUGCCGUGGGACGUAAUACUCCUUUGCAAUACCCUUUAUCCUGCUAAAGCUUUUUUUCUGUACUAAAACUACAUUUAGGCCAUGCAAUGCAGCAGUUUUAAUUUUUAUUAAUGUGAUAUAUAACUGCUUUGGACUAGGUAUAACAUUGUGUACAUCUGUUUCUUUACUGGUGGAAGGAACAAUCUUCAACUUGCCUAACACCUUUUGGACCAGGCUGCAAGGUGAAUAGAAUGACCAGUUGUAUAUUGCUGUGAUUGGUUAUUUAAUGUAAACUCAUUUUCAGUGUGGUCUUGGUUGUUACUAUGAACUGCCUGAACAUUGUAUAUCCUAAUUGAGUUAUAUUGUAUGAAUUAUUUAUUUGUAAUUGGAUAUCAUGUUUCAAAAAUAAAAUUAAUUUCACAAAUCA
Calypte anna (Anna's hummingbird) is the source of this 6407-nucleotide messenger RNA. RefSeq names its product acyl-CoA synthetase long chain family member 3 (gene ACSL3). Gene Ontology annotation, biological process: long-chain fatty acid metabolic process; long-chain fatty-acyl-CoA metabolic process; neuron differentiation. Gene Ontology annotation, cellular component: plasma membrane; endoplasmic reticulum; lipid droplet. The coding region runs from base 298 to 2439 and encodes 713 amino acids. NCBI's taxonomy places the organism in Eukaryota, Metazoa, Chordata, Aves, Apodiformes, Trochilidae. The transcript has 16 exons. The record is from RefSeq and is a predicted model, not a curated record. Gene Ontology annotation, molecular function: long-chain fatty acid-CoA ligase activity.